AUGGGUAUCAUCGCCCCGUCACUGGUCCAGAUCGGCAACGUCGCCCCCGUGCGCCCGAGCGCCGUCUUUUGUCCCACCACUCCAGCGCCAUUAUCCAGCGCUGACCUACUGCGCGAUUUUGGGCUGCGUGCACCCUCAGUCAUGCGCUCUCUGGGCAGCGUCGAGGCUGCCGCCGUCACAUUGCGACAGAAGGUCGCGAUCGAGAAGAAAGAGGACUUGGACACCUCGGCAGGCAGCGAGCCCAACGUUGGAAUUGACUACAGAUACUCGCUCUCCGGGGUGGACCUGGGUAUCUCCGGCGGUUCAGACCUCGGUCUGGUGGUGGAGGGCCACUGCAUGACGGAAUAUGGCUGGGUCAUAGACCACACCAAGGACGAGAAUAGCACAGACCCAUACGACGAUUAUCAUUUGGACCUUUACGACGAAUAUCGGCCCUGGGAAGACCCCAAUACAUCACUGCCGGCAGCGACCCCUGCGUUCCAGAUGAAACGUCGGCGGCCGGCUCUCUCUUGCCGCGAAAAGAACAGCUGGACCUACGCCGGCCAACCAGUUGGCUCCGUUGUCGCUCUGAGAGACUUCCCCGGGAUCAAAAUCCCGCCGGUUCUUCUCGACAUCCUCGAAACCACCCUCAGGGGCGGGCCCAUGUUGGUCCGACUUGGCAGUGCGAGCGGCAGCUCGGCGCUCAGGUCGCGCACAACGAGUCCCAACGGCGUCAUCGACGCAAGUUCGUCAAGCAUGUUCACCGACAUGGAGCGGCUCAUUCUAGCCAGCUACGUGGCGACCAGAAACAUCUUCACAGACGCCGUCAUCCUAGCGUCGUCAAAGGCGCCACAGAAGACAAUGCUAAUAGCAAGAGCAGUGUCAUUUGAGAGCGCCAACCCGGCCGCCAAAGAGAGCGCCAUACCCGAGAACAAGACCAGCAGCCCGCCAGACAUAACCGAGCCAGGGACUCCCACCGCGUCCCCGGAAAACGAUGAACGCCGCGCGCACAACACAAAAUGGAGCCGGUUCCACGUCCUAGCCGCUGCCCAGCUGUUCCGCUGCGUGUACGAACAGGAUCCCGAACAGGGUACCAUGCGGGAGUCACGCAAUGCCUGGAGGUGUGACAGCUCCGCCAUGAAUCACUACGGUAUGGACGACGAGCCAUUCGUCAUCGAAACUUGCCACGAGUCCAAGUGCAUGGGACACCUUCGCAAGAAAAUUGAGGAGUCGGACAAAACCGGCAAACGUUCGGGCCAUGAACAUUUGGGACAGGGUGGAGUGGCAGCUUGA
Molecule: messenger RNA, 1272 nt
Organism: Chaetomium globosum CBS 148.51
Lineage: Eukaryota; Fungi; Ascomycota; Sordariomycetes; Sordariales; Chaetomiaceae
Exons: 4
Coding region: 1-1272 (423 amino acids)
Source: RefSeq, a predicted model, not a curated record